GCCGGUUCGAAUCCGGCAGAAAUCACUUUUUUGCAUCUUCUGAUUGUGUUUUUAUAGUAUUUUUAAAGAUUUAUUUUCAAACAACGUCAUUCAAAUAAACACAUCGAAGAACUUCACUGCUAAGCUGCGACUUCAAUCUAUAUCAAAAAAUGUCCAUCGGUAUCCCAAUCAAGCUACUUCAUGAAGCCCAGGGACAUAUCAUUACGCUUGAAUUAAAGACUGGGCAAUUAUACCGCGGAAAACUUUACGAUGCCGAAGAUAAUAUGAAUGUGCAACUCAAAGAAGUUACCGUGACAGCUCGGGAUGGUCGCGUGUCUCAGUUGGAACAAGUUUACAUUCGUGGAUCACAAGUUCGAUUUUUCAUCGUCCCAGACAUGUUGAAGAAUGCGCCAAUGUUUAAGAAUGUCAAACCUGGAUCAUUGAAGGGUAGAGGAAUAGGAAUGGGUAGAGGACGAGAGGUCGCGGUGGUGGCGGUUUUAGAGGUGGCAGAGGAGGCGGUCCAGGUAUGCCCCCUGGUGGUGGUCGCGGCAGACCAUAUUAGUCGACUGCGUAUCGCUUUUCAUUUCAAAACACAAAAAACAUAAAGCACGACUCUUUCGCAAAAUCUCUGUCCACUACGACGUCAUUGUCAAAACCUACUAGGACAACCCCUGUACAUGUGCAAUAAUAAACGUUCAACGAGAUUAUACUUUGGUUA
Umbelopsis ramanniana AG is the source of this 697-nucleotide messenger RNA. RefSeq lists its product as uncharacterized. The coding region runs from base 150 to 584 and encodes 144 amino acids. NCBI's taxonomy places the organism in Eukaryota, Fungi, Mucoromycota, Umbelopsidomycetes, Umbelopsidales, Umbelopsidaceae. The record is from RefSeq and is a predicted model, not a curated record. Gene Ontology annotation, cellular component: commitment complex; catalytic step 2 spliceosome; U1 snRNP. Gene Ontology annotation, molecular function: RNA binding. The transcript has 3 exons. Gene Ontology annotation, biological process: spliceosomal snRNP assembly; RNA processing.